CUCGUCUGCAGCGCCGCCGCUUCCGCCGCUCGAUGCUGCGUCUGUCGUGUCCGGUCUCGGGGACGGGGCAGGGGCAGAGCGAGCGCUAUUGUAGAAGGACGGGGGGAAACGGGAAGGAAAAGGGACGUUUCGCGACGGAGAUGUGAGGCGGUGCAGGAGAACGAGACGAGAGAAAAAGAGGUAAAUGGAAAUGAAAAAAAGAGAGCGCACCCGCGAUCGGCGCCGAGCAACGGUCGUUGUGUUCGGUUUAGCGGGCACAACAAUACAGAAGACACUUGUUGAGCGGGCGCCGGGAGUCGCUCGGCACCGAGAGAGCGAGCGGCGCGUAGCAGCGACGCGUCGUCGUCGUCGGUGCGCGCCGCCGGUGGUGGCGGUCGGCCGUCGUCGUGGGCACAACGGGCGGCGGCGCCGGCGCGUGCGCGUCCCCGCGGGAUCGAUGUGCGCCCCGUACGCAGCGCCGAGUCCCGUCCGCGCCACCGAGUCCGCCGACCGCCGCCGCCGCUUCACGCCCGCGACGCCGACACCUGUUACCGCGCCCGCCCGCCCGCCAUCGGCGUCGCCGCCGCCGACGGACCGCGCGGUUUGGCGAAUCGCGUGUGCCACGCCGAGGAGAGUAUCGAUCGCGCUCUCAACCCCUGUGUGUCGGACGACUGCCGCCGCCGACGCCGCCCCGCCGCCCCGCCGCCGCCGCCGCCACCGAAGGGAUAGGGUCGUUUCCCUCUUCGCCGUCGUCGUCGUCGUCGUCGACGCCGUCCCUUCACCGCCACCGCCGCCACGUUAUUGCACAUACUCACAUUUCGCGCUCACCCCUCACACCGUGUAUAUUUAUCGACGAGGGGUGCGUUCACCCUGCGUCGUGUGCGUACAACUUUUUCGGGCCGCCGUUUCGUGCCAAAAUAUCAUACCGGCCGUGAAUGCCGUUCGAAAAACCGAAAAAAUAAUAACAAAAAUAUUGACGGUUAGCCCGACGAAAAACACUACGCACCGUUCGGCGAUCGGAUUAGCGGGGUGCCGCAGGUUGUCCCGCGUGGUUUUUCCCGAGAACCGCGGCGAUAUUCCACGCGGUUUCACGCUCGUCUACAGCGCGCAUUCGACGACAGCGCGCGAACGCGAAAAAGAACGUCGAAUUACAAAAGAAAAAAAAAAAACAUUGGCGAAAAGUUCGAAAACAGAUCGGGCUGAACAUCGUGCGUGGACGGCCGAUGUGAAUCUGUUCUGA
Molecule: messenger RNA, 1219 nt
Organism: Cinara cedri
Lineage: Eukaryota; Metazoa; Arthropoda; Insecta; Hemiptera; Aphididae
Source: the annotation of a GenBank genome assembly